Anolis sagrei ordinatus is the source of this 1023-nucleotide messenger RNA. RefSeq lists its product as uncharacterized. The record is from RefSeq and is a predicted model, not a curated record. NCBI's taxonomy places the organism in Eukaryota, Metazoa, Chordata, Lepidosauria, Squamata, Anolidae.
AUCCCACAUUAUCUGCUUUGAACUGGAAUAUAUGGCAGUGUGGACUUAGAUAACCUAGUUCAAAGCAGAUAUUGUGGGAUUUUCUGCCUUGAUAUUCUGGGUUAUAUGGCUGUGUGGAAGGGCCCUAACUGACAUUUCAUCUUUUGAAGAAAGACAGUUCCCUUUCUUAUCAUGAAUUUUAUGACAAUCCGGCAUUGGCCACACUUCACUUUCUUAUGGGUGGUUGUCUUACUUUCUUUGGAGAAUGGAGCCUUUGAAGCCAUAGACACAAAAAAUCUGAAGACUAUCAUUGACUACAUCAGAGGGUAUGGAAUUGAAAGCAGAUACCAAUAUGCUGUGGCUGUAAGGCUGGAUAAAAAAUGCUGUAGAAAUCCUAAUCCAACUAACCUGGAAGCUGCCUUGCCUAACAAUGAGAUGCUGCAGAUGCAGAAGGCUAUUAAGAAGGAAAAUGGCAUAUAUAUCCCAAGCACGAUAAAAAAUAUUAUUGCUGCUAGGCCACAUAAGGAAUUACCAAGAAAGCAUGCUGAAUGGCGGUUGCUUAAUGGGGGCAAUAACAGCCCAGUAGAGAAGCUGUUAGCUAAUGAGGGCCAGAAUAGCUGUUUCAUCUUUUUCAGCAAAAUAUCCCCUUGUGUAGAUCGUUGUCUCAAUAUGACUGACAUGAAGAACAUUGUUCGGAUUCUCAACCCUAUUUUUAACAGGUACAGUGAGAAUUCCAGGGCUUUUGUAUUUGAAACUAUAUAUUAUAAAGAUAAAGAGAAACAGGCUGAAGUGGUGAUUAAUGCCUGGAAAAAUAUCCGGCAUGCCCCACUAUUCAAGUGCAACAGAAAUAAUUGCAUCCGGUGUUUUGACAACAAUCUACCAGAAAACAGCAGCCCCUGUUAUAGCCGCUAAUGCUCCUCAAAGUGCCUUAUGGGCUCAGUUAGCAACAACACACUAUCUGGCACCCAUUGCUUUGAUUCCACCAAAUUGUGCUUUGUAUGUGAUUUUUCUUGUAGUUGUCUGCUUUGCUGUUGACUCAAUAAA